Molecule: messenger RNA, 2160 nt
Organism: Coregonus clupeaformis (lake whitefish)
Lineage: Eukaryota; Metazoa; Chordata; Actinopteri; Salmoniformes; Salmonidae
Product: opioid-binding protein/cell adhesion molecule homolog
Exons: 7
Cellular component (GO): neuron projection
Source: RefSeq, a predicted model, not a curated record
UUCUCGUUCUCCAGGUGUGCACAGGGGGACAUCGUCACACACACGGCCUGGCUCAACCGGUCCAGUAUACUGUACGCCGGCGAGGACAAGUGGUCUGUGGAUCCCAGGGUGAGUCUGGUUACACUCAAUCAGGAGGAGUUCACCAUAAAGAUUGAGGAUGUGGACAUGACCGACGAGGGCCCAUAUAUCUGUGCGGUGCAGACGAGCAGCAGACCGAGGACGACGUCAGUGCACAUCCUCGUCCAAGUGCCCCCCACAAUCAUCAAUCUGUCGAAGGGCAUCGUGGUCAACGAAGGCUCCAACGUCACGCUGAUGUGCCAAGCCAGUGGCAAACCAGAACCCUCGUUUACCUGGAAACUCCUCUCUCCCUCAGGUGACCUGGCUUCGGAGGACGAGUACCUGGACAUCCCCAGUAUCUCCAGACAGAGAGCGGGGACAUACGAGUGCACUGCCGUCAACGACAUCGCCACAGAUGUCAGGACUGUGGAGAUCACAGUCAACUAUGCCCCCAGUGUGUCAGAGGGCAGAGACGUUGGCGUGACCCUUGGCCAGAGAGGGGUGCUGGAGUGCGAGGCGGAGGCAGUGCCCGAGGCAGACUUCGAGUGGUACCGAGACGACAGAAGGAUCUUCAAUGGUUUUGACGGCAUGGAGAUCGAAGACGCCGGGCAGCUCUCCAAGUUGACCUUCUUCAAUGUCUCUGAGGCAGACUACGGCAACUACACUUGCAUCGCCAUCAACAAACUGGGCAGCUCCAACACAAGCUUUGUCCUGUAUGAGGUUAUUGAGCCCACUAGCUCAACACUAUUGCAAGGACCUGGAGCAGUGCAGGAUGGGAACAGCAGCUCAAUGGGGACGCAUGUACACACCUACACCUGUCUACUUCUGACCAUCCUCCUUCAGUUUCUGCUCAGGUUUUGAUGCAGUGGGCUUUCUGGCUUCCGAGGGGCAAGGUUGCGUGGUUUGUGUGUUUUCUCUCACCUGGAAACAUAAAUGUGAUGCACAUGCGUGCAUGGGCUACCCUAUUACAUAAUGUCAAGCCGCUAAAAAGUAUUAUGUAAAUUAUACGUUUUUCUUUGUUCAUUUUAGGAGUUUUAAGGACAUAACAACAUUGUCACUUUUUUGGUUUUCGUUUCCCCUCCCAUUAUGGUAUGAUUCUUAAAUGUUUCUAUUCGGGUGUGGUUUGUCUGUUAUUUACAUUUUAUUUAUCUCAGUUUAUACCGAGUGACAGUCAUCUUAGCCCCAAGAGUCUUAGCCCCAAGAGUCUUAGCCCCAAGAGUCUUAGCCCCAAGAGUCUUAGCCCCAAGAGUCUUAAGUGUAAAUCAUAGUCCACAGACGCUAAGAUGUGAUAGUCCGGCGUCCCAUUGUGAUAUAGCUGAGAAUUCAAAAAGUAUGAAUGCCAAUAUUCCACAACACUGCUAUGCGUAUACGUUUUGGACUAUGAUAGACGCUUUAGCCCCAAGAGUCUUAUCCCCAAGAGUUAAGUGUAUGAGAUGAAUGAAACAAACACCUCAAACAGGCAGUGAAGCAGAUGGACUGAAAUUACUCUAGGACCUAAAAGCCUGUUAUCAUGUUUGUUUUUGGUGUAAUUAUAAUUUAAAGCUAUUUCUGAUUCUGACACAUUGACAAACCAUAACAAUGGAGAAAUGGUAUUUGACAAAUGUUGUUCUUCCUCUCAGCAUUGUAAAUUGUGAUAUUUUCAGUUUGUGCUAUGCUAUCUAUUUUAAUUUUUUUUUCACAUAUUUUGAAAGGGGUAAAUACAAUAUCAAAGUUGUAAUUUUAAUUAUUUAGGCAAAGAGCCUGUUCUUCGACCCUUUUAGCUGGCACAAGUCUACACAAGGUGUGGUAAAGAAUAAUUACUUAACUAGUUAUGUGUGGACAUCUAACUUCAAGUAAUGUAAUCGCUCACAAAUGUUAUUAAUGUCACAACAACUGGUGUUACCUUAAGGUACAUUUACAUGGGUCAUUUGCACACGUUGGGGUCAAUUCUGAAGUGUUCCCGUCUCAACUAAGCAGUGUAACUAAGAGGCUAAGGAGUAAGAUCGUGUCCAAUAGCAACUCUCUAUGGAUCACUCUAAGGGCAAAUCCUAACUUGCACUUGAAGGGAUACUUCGGGAUUUUGGCAAUGAAGCCCAUUAUCUACUUCCCCAGAGUCCGAUGAAC